Messenger RNA from Nyctereutes procyonoides (raccoon dog), 3484 nucleotides. It is a transcript of the gene ANKRD40, whose product is annotated as ankyrin repeat domain 40. The record is from RefSeq and is a predicted model, not a curated record. The transcript is spliced from 5 exons. NCBI's taxonomy places the organism in Eukaryota, Metazoa, Chordata, Mammalia, Carnivora, Canidae. Gene Ontology annotation, molecular function: protein binding. The coding region runs from base 23 to 1117 and encodes 364 amino acids.
GGGGCCUGGGCCCGAGGGGAAGAUGAGCGCGCUCCUAGAGCAGAAGGAGCAGCAGGAGAGGCUGCGGGAGGCCGCGGCCUUGGGGGACAUUCGGGAGGUGCAGAAACUGGUGGAGAGCGGGGUGGAUGUGAACUCCCAAAACGAGGUCAACGGCUGGACCUGUUUACACUGGGCAUGUAAACGCAAUCAUGGUCAGGUGGUCUCUUACUUAUUACAAUCAGGAGCUGACAAAGAGAUUCUUACAACAAAAGGAGAAAUGCCAGUCCAACUGACAUCAAGGAGGGAAAUUAGGAAGAUCAUGGGAGUGGAAGAAGACGAUGGUGCCGACAGCCUCCCCCAGCUAAAGAAGGAGUCAGAAAUGCCCUUUGUUCCCAACUACUUGGCCAACCCAGCCUUCCCUUUUAUCUACACCCCUGCGGCAGAGGAUCCAGGCCAGCUACAGAAUGGGGGCCCCUCCACACCACCGGCAUCACCCCCUGCAGAUGGCUCUCCUCCAUUGCUCCCCACAGGGGAGGCUCCCCCGGCGGGGGCCUUUCCACGGGACCACACCUCUUUGGCUCUGGUUCAGAACCGGGAUGUGUCUGCCCCCUCUGCCAUACUCAGAACACCAGAAAGCACCAAACCGGGUCCUGUCUGUCAGCCACCAGUGAGUCAGAGCCGCUCGCUGUUCUCUUCUGUCCCGUCCAAGCCGCCAGUGUCUCUGGAGCCUCAAAAUGGGACCUAUACAGGCCCGACGCCAGCAUUCCAGCCAUUCUUCUUCACAGGGGCAUUUCCAUUUAACAUGCAAGAGCUGGUACUCAAGGUGAGGAUUCAGAACCCAUCUCUUCGAGAAAAUGAUUUCAUUGAAAUUGAACUGGACCGGCAGGAGCUCACCUAUCAAGAAUUGCUCAGAGUGAGCUGCUGUGAGCUGGGGGUUAAUCCAGACCAAGUGGAGAAGAUCAGAAAGUUACCCAAUACCCUGGUAAGAAAGGACAAAGAUGUCGCUCGACUCCAAGACUUUCAGGAGUUGGAAUUGGUUCUAAUGAUAAGUGAAAACAAUUUUCUGUUCAGAAAUGCUGCAUCCACACUGACUGAAAGACCUUGCUACAACAGGAGGGCUUCCAAACUGACUUAUUGACACAGUGGGGACUUUUAUCGCUGAGAGUACUGUGACAGUGUGCAGCACCUCUGGGCCAAGGCCAAGCCAUGGAUCUGAAUGCCUUGGGCUCCCGGGAGGGCCCCGGUGCCACUGUGUAGUGUACACUAACAUGGUUCUGCCAAGGUAGGAAGCCCCUGACACCCACCCCACCCCCCAGCAGCGGUGCCACUCCUCCAAGCCUCUUGGUGCACAAUAAACCGAUUGCUUGAAGCUGCAAAGAGCUGAGAAGUGGUCUGGAGAGGCAGAAGCUGGCAGUUCUGAAUCCCCUGUCUCAUGUGCCCCGAGUAUGUGAGUGGCCCCAGCAGAUGAGAGAGAGCAGAGCAGGCCUCUUACAGCCACGCCUGUAAGGUGCACCUGCAGGGCGGGCCUGGGCCUGCUCUAUGGGUGGUGCACCCUUGUGCCUCUGCACCCUGGGCCAGCUGCAGAGGAAACUGGGGAAAGCACAGGUACCGGGCAGAGACUUUUCGUGUGACUAGUGGCUGUGAAGUUUCACAUAACAUAUUUAUACACGUUACUCAGGUUCAAAGUAUUUAAGAAUACAGUUACCUAGUUGUAAGUCCGCUGUUAACCAAAAGAGCUGCCCCUACCCCCGCUACCCCUUUAAUCCUUUUUGAGUGCUCACCCGCUUCUCUGGUCCACUAUUGCCUGGACAGUCAUCGCUGCAUUAACUAUGUGGCCACUAGAGGGCUCUCUGAUGCUUUCCAGAAGAACAACAGCUAUUUUUUUUUUUUCCCCUUUUUUUUCUUUUUUUUCCUUUCAAUCUCUGAAGCGGUUCCUGUCCUCUCCAUGUUUUCAUCGCACUGUCUGAGAAGAGCACAAACAUCACCAGGUCCGUAUUCUCCACUUUCAUUUCCCACCAGAAAUGAAGAGCAUUUUUUGAAACCGAGCCUGUUGCUGUUUUUAAGGUUAUUGUGGGAAACCUGACCUAAGGGAGUUAGCCUCUUUAUUUUUGUAUCAAAGAUAAAGGUUAUUUUGAAAUUAUCAGGAUUUUUACACAACCCUGAAAUCUGUUGCUUUUGUAAACAAAGUAUUUCCCCCACCACCACCACGACAGGUCCACUUCACAAAGUCAGUUGUGAGCUUACCAGGCUUUGUUCAGGAAGACACCUGAUGAAGACUCUUGAGCCUGGCCUACGAGUUUUGUUUUGUUUUGUUUUUUGUUUUUUUAAAGAGUGCAUUCAAGAAUUCUUCUCCUUUUCCUCGGUGUCAUUAAUGUUAGAGGAGCCACUGUCUUGUUGAAACAAACAGCUCAACUUUAGAAAUAAGAUCGAGCACACUUAGACGAACAGGAGGGCAGGGGUUCGAAGCCAGCUGUUGAAGAGCAUCCCUGCUGUCUUAAGAAGCGUUUUCCCCAUAGUGCCUAUAGUUUCCAAAGAGACUUAACUUCCUAACUGUGUUAAUUUUAUUGGAACACUGCAACCGAUGGAGCGAGAACACACAGAAGGCGUCAACGGAAGAGAAUGUUGUGCUAAGCUAAUGGCCUCCUGCGGUUGCCUCAGUGCUGAGCUGACGUGGAGGUGUUUUCAAGGCCAGCUUCCUGGAGUCACUCUGUUCUGUGACUUCACCGUCCUCCACCAAUUACCCGAUGGUGACUUACCCUUGCAUGGUGUUGGCAUCACCGAGGAAAGGUUACUUAUCAUCCCUUCUCUGAAAGGCUUUGAAGAGGAAACCUCCCUUGUGUUUCAAGCAACCAGAAGCUAGUUUACCUAAAUACACUAACCUUUUUUCCUUCCCUUUGGAAAAAGUUAACAACGUACUGAUAACAUGAAGGCUAGUUCCAUCCUGAAGGAAAUAAGUCCAGUAUUAAUUUAUGUGUAAAUCACUGGGGUUAAACUCUUCUAGCCAUCUAGAUCAAUUAGAGACUCAGAAGCAGUGGAGGUCCCUGCCCGGAGGUGGCCCUACGGGAGGAGUAGCUCCAGGGCAUUUGCCGGGCUUAGAAACAGAGGUUAGCAAGGGAGACAGGGAGACCGUGGUGAAGGUGAGGGCAAGGGUGGGGCUUGGUGGCUCCGGUGGGGGCUGAGCCCUCUGCUGGCCUCUCUUCUCCUUUAAAAAGUCUUCUGUGGUCAACUGACUCCUGUGUCUGGCGGUGGGAUGAGACUGCACAGUUGAUGGUAGGUGAGUUUAAAGUCUUAAUCUAUGCAUUCAGAGAAAUAUUUUUAUAUGCUUUGUGUAAUUUAUAACAAGGACUUUUUUUUUAGCUUUGUUAACUGUGAAUUCACCCCUCCUCCACUGCAUAUUUAAAGCAUGUGUUCACACUAUGUGUAAACAUUCACUGAAGACUUUAUUCCUUGUGCAUUGCCGACUGUUCAUAACAAGUAUCAUUAAAAUAAAAUAUUAACAGACUGA